AUGGGCGACGAGGAGGCAAAGUAUAACAGCAAUCGAUUCCGAAACUGGAAGAACAAGGGAAAAGACGCGGACGAAAGAAGGCGAGUGCGAAAUGAAACGAUUGUCAAUUUGCGAAAGGAGAAGAAAGAGGACUCGCUGAACAAGCGGAGAAACGUGCCCGACUGUGAUUACGAGGACGACUUCGAGAACGAGGAUGGACGAGCGCGACCAAACUUGGGGGAUAUUGUCGAAAACGCCAAAUCGCAAGACACGGAGAUUCAGCUCAAAGCCAUUCAAGCCGCGCGAAAGCUGCUUUCGUCCGACAGAAAUCCUCCCAUCGACGACUUGAUACAGUCUGGCAUCCUCCCCAUUCUCGUCGAGAGCCUGGACAGGGACGACACCCCAGAUAUUCAGUUCGAAGCUGCUUGGGCGCUCACUAAUAUCGCUAGUGGCACGUCCCAACAGACCCAGGCGGUUGUCAACGCCGGCGCUGUGCAGUCGUUUUUGAAGCUACUGAACUCGAGCUAUCACAACGUCUGCGAGCAGGCAGUUUGGGCGCUGGGUAACAUUAUCGGAGACGGGCCCAGUCUCCGAGACUACGUUAUAUCCCUUAACGUCGUAAAGCCCCUUCUUCAAUUCAUCAACCCCGAUAUACCCAUUACCUUUCUGCGAAACGUGACCUGGGUCAUCGUAAACCUCUGCCGAAAUAAGGACCCCCCACCACCCAGCGCUACCAUCUCCGAGCUUCUUCCUGCGCUUUGUCAGUUGAUCCAGCACGAAGACACCUCCAUCCUUGUCGACACGGUUUGGGCUCUUUCCUACCUUACUGAUGGCGGCAACGAGCAGAUCCAAAUGGUGAUCGACUCCAAUGUCGUCUCAAAGCUGGUGCUUUUGCUGGGCAAUCCAGAGGUGAAACUCCAGACGGCAGCUCUCCGAGCCGUCGGCAACAUCGUCACUGGUACCGACGAGCAAACUCAGGUUGUUUUGAACGACGGAGCGUUGAGCUUCUUCGGCGCCCUUCUCCGCCACCGCAAGGACAAAAUCAACAAGGAAGCCGUUUGGUUCUUGUCCAACAUCACUGCUGGAAAUCAGCGACAAGUCCAGGCUGUCAUCGACAACGGACUGAUCGCUCCGAUCAUCGACCAUUUGGGACAAUCUGACUUUGCAACGAAGAAGGAGGCGGCCUGGGCAAUCUCCAACUUGACCGUCUCUGGAAGCCGACACCAGGUCGCUCAUGUUGUUCAAAUGGGUGUGAUUCCUCCUUUCUGCGCUCUUCUCGACGGCAAAGACAACCAGGUUGUGCAAGUGGUACUGGACGGUCUCCAGAACAUUCUGAGAAUGGCAGCUCCAGAGGGUCUCGAGAACGUGACUUCGCAGAUCGAGGAAUGCGGCGGCGUUGACAAGAUCGAGCUCUUGCAGAACCACGAAAACGAAGAAAUCUACAAGCUGGCUUACGAGAUCAUCGCCCAGUACUUCCGAGACGACGCGGACGAAGCAGUCGACCCUGAAACGGUGGACGGGCAGUACGUCUUCGCCGUCAACAACGAACAACAGCAAAACAACUUUAACUUUAACUAA
Messenger RNA from Oikopleura dioica, 1557 nucleotides. NCBI's taxonomy places the organism in Eukaryota, Metazoa, Chordata, Appendicularia, Copelata, Oikopleuridae. The record is from the annotation of a GenBank genome assembly.